Messenger RNA from Equus caballus (horse), 1879 nucleotides. The record is from RefSeq and is a predicted model, not a curated record. NCBI's taxonomy places the organism in Eukaryota, Metazoa, Chordata, Mammalia, Perissodactyla, Equidae.
CGGCGCGCGUCCCGUCUCCAUGGCGACGGGCUUUCCUCGGCGAGGACCCCGGCGGCGGGGCUGCCCGGCGGCGCCUGCUCGGCGCGAUGCUUUCGCAGUCAGAGCGGUGGGCGGGCUGGGGCUUGCGGGGCUGCGUGGCUGCAGCGGAGCCGGCGGGCAGGCGGGCUUGGUCCGGAGUGCAGGGGACGCGGGCGGCCCGGCGGCGGGCUGGGCCCCGGGGCCUGCGGCGCGGGCGCUGAGCUGGCGGGGCGGGCCGGGGCGCGGGCGGCGGCGGCGGCGGCUGUGGUAGCUCCUCCUCCUCCGGCUGCAGGGUUAAUAACUAAAAUUUAUGUAAGACAGAAGAGAAAGAUGUCAUUCCGUAAAGUAAACAUCAUCAUCCUGGUCCUGGCCGUUGCUCUCUUCUUACUGGUUUUGCACCAUAACUUCCUUGGCCUGAGCAGUUUGCUAAAGAACGAGGUUUCAGAGGCCGUAGAGGAGCCUCCUUGGGCUGCUGUCUGCUCACAUUUCAGCUGGGCAGGGCUUCAGAAGGUGGGGACAGAUUCAGGAAUUGUGGGGCUUCAGCCCAUAGACUUUGUCCCAAAUAUUCCCCGACAUGUGGUAGACGGGAGACAAGAGGAGAUUCCAGUGGUCAUUGCUGCAUCUGAAGAUAGGCUCGGGGGGGCCAUUGCAGCCAUAAACAGCAUUCAGCACAACACUCGCUCCAGUGUGAUUUUCUACAUUGUUACACUCAACGGUACAGCAGACCAUCUCCGGUCCUGGCUCAGCAGCAGUACCCUGAAAAGCAUCAGGUACAAAAUUGUGAAUUUUGACACUAAACUUUUGGAAGGGAAAGUAAAGGAGGAUCCUGACCAGGGGGAAUCCAUAAAACCAUUAACCUUUGCAAGGUUCUACCUGCCAAUUCUGGUUCCCAGUGCAAAGAAGGCCAUAUAUAUGGAUGAUGAUGUAAUUGUGCAAGGUGAUAUUCUCGCCCUCUACAACACACCACUCAAGCCAGGACAUGCAGCUGCAUUUUCAGAAGACUGUGAUUCAACUUCUACUAAAGUUGUCAUCCGUGGAGCCGGGAACCAGUACAAUUACAUUGGAUAUCUUGACUAUAAAAAGGAAAGAAUUCGUAAGCUUUCCAUGAAAGCCAGCACCUGCUCAUUUAAUCCUGGAGUUUUUGUUGCAAACUUGACAGAAUGGAAAAGACAGAAUAUAACUAACCAGCUGGAAAAAUGGAUGAAACUCAAUGUAGAAGAGGGAUUGUAUAGCAGAACACUGGCUGGCAGCAUCACAACACCUCCACUGCUGAUUGUAUUUUAUCAACAGCACUCCACCAUUGACCCAAUGUGGAAUGUCCGCCAUCUUGGUUCCAGUGCUGGAAAAAGAUAUUCACCCCAGUUUGUAAAGGCUGCCAAGUUACUUCAUUGGAAUGGGCAUUUUAAGCCAUGGGGAAGAACUGCUUCAUACACUGAUGUCUGGGAAAAAUGGUAUAUUCCAGACCCAACAGGCAAAUUCAGCCUAAUCCGAAGACAUACGGAGAUCUCAAAUAUAAAGUAAAAUAUAAUUUAUGCAAUAAGCAUUUCUCAGGAAAUCCUAGAAGACAGUAUGUGUGGGAAGUAACAGUUGCUAGACUCCAGUGCCUAUCUACAGCAACCCAUGGAAAAAGGGGCAUUUCAGCUGGGUAAAGAGGACAAACUGCUCCAUCUGGCAGUCAGCUUCCCAGACAGACUAUAAAUACGUCUCCAUCUGCCUUACCAAGCGUUUGCUUACUACCGUGCUGAAUGACCAGAGGUGAAUGGACUGAUACGGCUGGUACAGCUAGUUCAACACUACUGCUUGGUUUUAAUUUUGUAACCUGUGGCCUGAUCUAUAAAUAAAGUGCUACUUACAUUUUCAA